AUGCGCCAAGGUAUUCUGACGCUGCGACCUCUUUUCUUCUGGCUGUUGGUACGCACGGAACUGAGCAAACGUCAUUUGGUGACAUGGUGCAUUCGAAUCCCUGCUUCCUUGUGCUGCCUCUUUGAUUCCCCCGGUCUCCCUACCCCGCCUCCAAGAACGCGUCGUUGUAGAUUCGUUGCGGGCGCAGUCUUUCUGCUCCGUGGUGGUGGUAGUGCGCCUUCGUACCUCUCAUUUGCCUCGGGCGUCUCUCUUCCCACCGCUCGACGGGAUCAAUAUCAUGUGGCCGCGAUAGUUGCGCAGACAGUGCUGGGUCUGUCCUCGGCUGCCGAUACACGUAUGUUGGACAAGACCCAAUCCCAAUUGAGCAUUCCAUGGACCUUCACACCACUUCCCGUUGGCGCCAUCAAACCUGCCGGCUGGCUGCUGGGCGAGAUGCAAGCCAUGGCCACGGGGCUGCCCGGCCAUCAGCACGACUUUUAUAUAUUUGUGAACCAGUCGUCGUGGCUCAGCACACCUGGCAGCGGUGGCUCUGAGUACAGCAGUCUGAACGAGGCUCUGCCGUAUUGGUUCAAUGGUCUUGUUCCCACGGCCUAUAUUCUGGACGAUGCGAGGCUAAAGGGCCAGGUGCAUGACGUUGCUGACAAGGUGCUCAAGUUCCAGACCGAUGAUGGCUGGAUUGGCCCUGAGACGGGCGACAAGCGCAACUUUUGGGCCCGUACGCCCUUUUUCCUCGGCCUGAUCCAGCUUGCCGAAGCAGACAAGCAGUGGGAGGAGCGCAUUGUCACGGCGUUGCAUACAUUCUUCCAGCUCGGAAACAAGAUGCUUCACAACGACAGCCAGGGCUUCACCCGCUGUGCCAGUGAUAUUGAUUGUACCUGGGGACAGGUGCGCGUAGCUGACAUGAUCAUCGUCAUCCAGUGGCUGCUGGACAAUCAUCCAUUGGACAACAAAGCUCAGCUCUGGGAGACCAUGGACAUGUUCUACGAUCAAACAACGUACAAGUGGGAUAAAUGGUACGACCCUGCCACAUAUCACAAGGUUGUCGACCCCAAUGACAAGAACAUCACCCAGUAUAUUCACGGUGUUAAUGUGGGCCAAGGCCUCAAGGCAUCGAGUGUCGUGUGGCGAUUCAAGGGCGGUGACUACUUCCGCCAGCGAAGCCAAGAUGCCGUCGAUUUGACAUUUACCUACCACGGCAGUGCCUCCGGUUCCGUUCUCGCGGAUGAGUGGCAGCGUGACGACUCGCAGUAUAUCGGCAGUGAGCUUUGCACGGCUGUCGAGACGUCAUAUUCACUGGCCUACAUGUAUCAAGUUCUCGGAAACAACAGCUUUGCAGACCGUGCCGAGACCACGUUGUUCAACGCCAUGACUGUUAUGUUGACUGGUGACAAAUGGGCUCAUCAGUACAUGGCGGCGCCCAACAUGCCCUUUGCCCUCAGCACUAUUCAGGCCGAUGGCAGCGUGCCACCUGUCUUCACAACAGCCAACAGCGGCGUCGCAACAACCUAUGGCAUGGAGCCUUUGUACCCAUGCUGCACAGUCAACCACCCUCAAGGCUACCCCAAAUUCAUCACCAACAGCUGGGUAUUGGUAGGCUCCACGGGCCUUGGUCACGCUCUUCUCGGCCCUACAAAUGUCACGACAAAGGUCAACGGUGGUGAUGUGUCCAUUGAAUGCACUACCAACUAUCCAUUCACCAACUCACUCUCCUACCAAAUCAGCGCCGAGGCAGAUUUUGACUUGUAUCUCCGCGUGCCCGAGUGGAUGAACCUAAAUUCUUCAUCACUUACCACUACUAUCACUGCCGGUGGCACGGCCUCGGCCAAUGCUACCGUUGCUGUCAGCGCAAGCGACGACACAGGCAUGCACAAAAUUUCUGUUGCCAAGGGAGCCACGACGAUCAUCUACAGCCUUGGUAUCAGUCCCCGGGUCGAGAAUCUUGUUGACGAUACAGUCGCCAUCUUCUAUGGCAACCUGCUUUAUGCUCUCGAUGUGGGUUACAACAAGACAACGACUCUUCCGCACUCGUACGGCGACCCCAAGGGUCCCGGACUCGGCGGCCUGGAUUUUAAAGAGCUGCGCGACGAAUUCAUCAACAGCACCAAGGAGUGGAAUGUGGCGAUUGAUCCAACGACCAUCAAGUACAACGGUAUCGGCGCGACCGACUCGAUGGCCAACCCCAUCUUUGAGCAAAAUGCGCCGGCCAAUUUUAUGUCGGUCGACGGCUGCCAGAUCAAGUGGGAUUUAAAGAUGGGUGUCACUCCUGACCGGGUGCCAAAAGACCCAACCUGCAUCAGCGAGAAGAAGACGUACCGGCUGAUUCCGUACGGCGCGGCCAAGGUACACAUGUCGCAGAUGCCGACUGUGAAACUGUAG
Molecule: messenger RNA, 2376 nt
Organism: Cordyceps militaris CM01
Lineage: Eukaryota; Fungi; Ascomycota; Sordariomycetes; Hypocreales; Cordycipitaceae
Exons: 4
Coding region: 1-2376 (791 amino acids)
Biological process (GO): carbohydrate metabolic process
Source: RefSeq, a predicted model, not a curated record